AUGCUGCAGAAGUGGCUCAACGUGAAGCGUUUGCUGCUGCAGCGCAGCUCCUCAGCAGCAGCAGCAGCAGCAGCAGCAGCAGCAGCAGCAGCCGGUACUGCUGCCUUUCGGUUGGUGCGGCGGUGUCAGUACCUUAUGCUGCAGAAGUGGCUCAACGUCAAGCGUUUGCUGCUGCAGCGCAGCUCCUCAGCAGCAGCAGCAGCAGCAGCAGCAGCAGCAGCAGCAGCAGCAGCAGGAGGAGCAGCAGCAGAGUAUCUACCCGAAAGACUCAUCGCUGAAUGGGUAAGACAAAGCCUCGUUCUCUCUCACCACAGACAGGUGCUGCUGCUGGUGCAGCAGAACGCCAACAGCUUAGUACGUUGUCAGGCUCUAGCGCGGCAGCAGCAGCAGCAGCAGCAGCAGCAGCAGCAGCAGCAGCAGAUUGCUAUGCAGGAUGCUGGAAAAGGAAAACAAAUCCACAAAGAUCGGGCAGCAGCAACUGACCCUGCUGCUGCUGCUGCUGCUGCUGCUGCAGCAGCAGCAGCAGCAGCAGGAAACGUCACCAGUACACAGCCCCAGUGGAUGCAUGCACUCAAACAUAAACCCCACACAGACAAAGACAGAGGCGGACGCUCGCAGCAGCAGCAGCAGCAGCAGCAGCAGCUGCAGCAGCAGCAGCAAGCUGUACAUGUACAGUAA
Eimeria mitis is the source of this 678-nucleotide messenger RNA. RefSeq lists its product as uncharacterized. The transcript is spliced from 2 exons. NCBI's taxonomy places the organism in Eukaryota, Apicomplexa, Conoidasida, Eucoccidiorida, Eimeriidae. The coding region runs from base 1 to 678 and encodes 225 amino acids. The record is from RefSeq and is a predicted model, not a curated record.